Molecule: messenger RNA, 4119 nt
Organism: Puma concolor (puma)
Lineage: Eukaryota; Metazoa; Chordata; Mammalia; Carnivora; Felidae
Source: RefSeq, a predicted model, not a curated record
AUGUCGGGGGCAGCUGCAGGGUUCAAAAAAGCCAAGUUUGAUGGUGCCCAAGAGAAAUUCAACACGUAUGUGACCCUGAAGGUGCAAAAUGUCAAGAGCACGACCAUCGCGGUGCGGGGCAGCCAGCCCAGCUGGGAACAGGAUUUCAUGUUUGAGAUUAACCGCCUGGAUUUGGGGUUGACGGUAGAGGUGUGGAACAAGGGUCUCAUCUGGGACACAAUGGUGGGCACCGUGUGGAUUCCCCUGCGGACCAUCCGCCAGUCCAACGAAGAGGGCCCUGGAGAGUGGCUAACACUGGACUCUCAGGUCAUCAUGGCGGACAGCGAGAUCUGCGGCACCAAGGACCCCACCUUCCACCGCAUCCUCCUUGACACCCGCUUCGAGCUGCCUUUAGACAUCCCUGAGGAGGAAGCGCGCUACUGGGCCAAGAAGCUGGAGCAGCUGAACGCCAUGCGGGACCAGGAUGAGGUGAGCGUUGGAGGGGGCGGGGCGGGGGGACGACUCUGCAACUGGAAUUAUUUUGGCUGGGGUGAACAGCAGAACGAUGACCCUGACAGUGCGGUGGACGAUCGCGACAGCGACUAUCGCAGCGAGACAAGCAACAGCAUCCCGCCACCCUAUUACACCACAUCCCAGCCCAAUGCCUCAGUCCACCAGUACUCUGUCCGCCCACCACCCCUGGGCUCCCGGGAAUCUUACAGUGACUCCGUGCACAGUUAUGAGGAGUUCUCCGAGCCGCGGGCCCUCAGGCUCGGGCACAGUCCCUCGGGAGCUGCCCCUGCGCGCUCCGGCCUCUACCGCUACCCCCUCGAAAGUCGACUGGCCCUAGACCUGUCCGACAGGCGGGCCACGCCACUGCCCGAGGAGACAAAAGCGGGUGUGGAACCUACCUUGCUCUGGGGAGAGGCUGCCACACUGACCGUGUCUGUCUGUCUGUCUGUCACGCAGGCCCGAGGAGAAGGAGAGAUGUCCAAAUCCCUGUGGUUCAAAGGCGGCCCUGGCGGUGGCCUCAUCAUCAUUGACAGCAUGCCGGACAUCCGCAAGAGGAAGCCCAUUCCACUCGUGAGCGACCUGGCCAUGUCCCUGGUCCAGUCCAGAAAAGCGGGCAUCACCUCCGCCUUGGCCUCCAGCACUUUGAACAACGAGGAGCUGAAAAACCACGUUUACAAGAAGACCCUGCAAGCCUUAAUCUACCCCAUCUCCUGCACGACGCCGCACAACUUCGAGGUGUGGACGGCCACCACGCCCACCUACUGCUACGAGUGCGAGGGGCUGCUGUGGGGCAUCGCGCGGCAGGGCAUGCGCUGCACGGAGUGCGGCGUCAAGUGCCACGAGAAGUGCCAGGACCUGCUCAACGCAGAUUGCCUGCAGCGGGCUGCAGAGAAGAGCUCCAAGCACGGGGCGGAGGACCGGACGCAGAACAUCAUCAUGGUGCUCAAGGACCGCAUGAAGAUCCGGGAGCGGAACAAACCUGAGAUCUUCGAGCUCAUCCAGGAGAUCUUCGCCGUGACCAAGACCGCGCAUACGCAGCAGAUGAAGGCGGUCAAGCAGAGCGUGCUGGACGGCACGUCCAAGUGGUCGGCCAAGAUCAGCAUCACUGUGGUCUGUGCCCAGGGCUUGCAGGCAAAGGACAAGACGGGAUCCAGUGACCCCUAUGUCACUGUCCAGGUUGGGAAGACCAAGAAACGGACGAAAACCAUCUAUGGGAACCUGAACCCUGUGUGGGAGGAGAACUUCCACUUUGAAUGUCACAACUCCUCAGACCGAAUCAAGGUGCGUGUCUGGGACGAGGAUGAUGACAUCAAAUCCCGUGUGAAGCAGCGGUUUAAGAGGGAAUCCGAUGACUUCCUGGGACAGACGAUCAUCGAGGUGCGGACACUCAGCGGCGAGAUGGACGUGUGGUACAACCUGGACAAGCGGACUGACAAAUCCGCCGUAUCAGGUGCCAUCCGGCUACACAUCAGUGUGGAGAUCAAAGGCGAAGAAAAGGUGGCCCCCUACCAUGUCCAGUACACUUGUCUACACGAGAACCUGUUCCACUUCGUGACAGACGUGCAGAACAACGGGGUUGUGAAGAUCCCAGAUGCCAAGGGUGAUGACGCCUGGAAGGUUUACUAUGAUGAGACAGCCCAGGAGAUUGUGGAUGAAUUUGCCAUGCGCUACGGCGUCGAGUCCAUCUACCAAGCCAUGACCCACUUUGCCUGCCUCUCCUCCAAGUACAUGUGUCCCGGGGUGCCCGCCGUCAUGAGCACCCUUCUCGCCAACAUCAAUGCCUACUAUGCGCACACCACCGCCUCCACCAACGUGUCCGCCUCUGACCGCUUCGCUGCCUCCAACUUUGGGAAAGAGCGCUUUGUCAAGCUUCUGGACCAGCUGCACAACUCCCUUCGGAUCGACCUCUCCAUGUAUCGGAAUAACUUCCCAGCCAGCAGCCCAGAGAGACUCCAGGACCUCAAAUCCACUGUGGACCUUCUCACCAGCAUCACCUUCUUUCGGAUGAAGGUGCAAGAACUCCAGAGCCCACCCCGAGCCAGCCAAGUGGUGAAAGAUUGCGUGAAAGCCUGCCUCAACUCUACUUAUGAGUACAUCUUCAACAACUGUCAUGAACUCUAUAGCCGGGAAUACCAGACAGAUCCGGCUAAGAAAGGAGAAGUUCCCCCAGAGGAACAGGGACCCAGCAUCAAGAACCUUGACUUCUGGUCCAAGCUGAUCACUCUCAUAGUGUCCAUCAUUGAGGAAGACAAGAAUUCAUACACUCCCUGCCUCAACCAGUUUCCCCAGGAGCUGAACGUGGGUAAAAUCAGUGCUGAAGUGAUGUGGAACCUGUUUGCCCAGGACAUGAAGUAUGCCAUGGAGGAGCAUGACAAGCAUCGCCUGUGUAAGAGUGCUGACUACAUGAACCUACACUUCAAGGUCAAGUGGCUAUAUAACGAGUAUGUGGCAGAGCUUCCUGCCUUCAAGGACCGCGUGCCUGAGUACCCUGCGUGGUUUGAGCCCUUUGUCAUCCAGUGGCUGGAUGAGAAUGAGGAGGUGUCCCGGGAUUUCCUGCAUGGGGCCCUGGAGCGAGACAAGAAGGAUGGGUUCCAGCAGACCUCAGAGCACGCUCUGUUCUCCUGCUCCGUGGUGGACGUCUUCUCCCAGCUCAACCAGAGCUUUGAGAUCAUCAAGAAACUCGAGUGCCCUGACCCCCAGAUCGUGGGGCACUAUAUGAGGCGCUUUGCCAAGACCAUCAGUAAUGUGCUCCUCCAGUAUGCAGACAUCAUCUCCAAGGACUUCGCCUCUUACUGCUCCAAGGAGAAGGAGAAAGUGCCCUGCAUCCUCAUGAACAACACCCAGCAGCUCCGAGUGCAGCUGGAGAAGAUGUUCGAAGCCAUGGGAGGAAAAGAGCUGGAUGCUGAGGCCAGUGACAUCUUGAAGGAGCUCCAGGUGAAACUCAACAAUGUCUUGGACGAGCUCAGCCGGGUGUUUGCUACCAGCUUCCAGCCACACAUCGAGGAGUGUGUCAAGCAGAUGGGUGACAUCCUCAGCCAGGUGAAGGGCACGGGCAACGUGCCAGCCAGUGCCUGCAGCAGCGUGGCCCAGGAUGCUGACAAUGUACUGCAACCCAUCAUGGACCUGCUGGACAGCAACAAGGAGCUAAGGGUUGAUCACCCUGUGACAUUGUCUCUGCAGGGCACCCUCUUGAGAAAACAUGGCAAGGGAUUAGAAAAGGGCAGGGUGAAAUUGCCAAGCCACUCAGAUGGAACCCAGAUGAUCUUCAAUGCAGCCAAAGAACUGGGUCAGCUGUCUAAACUCAAGGACCACAUGGUACGAGAAGAAGCCAAGAGCUUGACCCCGAAGCAGUGUGCAGUAGUUGAGCUGGCCCUGGACACCAUCAAGCAAUACUUCCACGCAGGUGGCGUGGGACUCAAGAAGACCUUCCUGGAGAAGAGCCCAGACCUGCAGUCCCUGCGCUACGCCCUGUCCCUCUACACGCAGGCCACCGACCUGCUCAUCAAGACCUUCGUGCAGACGCAAUCGGCCCAGGGUAAGCGGCGGCCUAGCGCGCGGCGACCCAGCCCCUACCCAGCGAGGCUGCCACUGACUCGCCUCUGUGACGUCACGGCCCGGGGCAACUGA